Colletotrichum truncatum is the source of this 2604-nucleotide messenger RNA. The record is from RefSeq and is a predicted model, not a curated record. NCBI's taxonomy places the organism in Eukaryota, Fungi, Ascomycota, Sordariomycetes, Glomerellales, Glomerellaceae.
AUGCCCUCCAAGAAGUCCACAAGGCCCAGCAGAGCCAAUGCACCCGCGGCGUCGCAUGAUAUUCGCCAAUGGUUUAAACCCAUUUCUGCGGAGUCGGUCGAAGAGAUUCCCCCUUCUUUGGCGAGCCCACCCGCAGCCCCAACGCCUGCCAGGAACAGAGACAGCAGUCAACCAGCCACCCCCCGGCAAACUCCUCAACCCCUGGCCUCUUCACUCGCUCAAGAUGGAGCCCCUCCACCUGCUCCUCUCAGUCAAACUCCAAACAAGAGGAAACGUGCAGUUAUUGUGGAUAGUGACGAUGAAUAUCAGGAGUACACAGCCCUGGAAAGAUCUCCUAGUCAACCAUCUGACCACCAUGUCAAUGAUUCACAAGUGCUGGAUGAUACGCAGAAAGGUCCACGAGAGCGGAGGUUUGAAGCACUCCUACCUACUCUCGUUGUUCGAACGCGCUACCGUGCCCCAAAGUCUUUGGCCCCAGAUGAGCCAUUCAACUUUAUCUACAACCUUCCGGCUAUCCCUGGCCAAGACUAUACCCCUGAGGUUGUAAAACAUCAGUCUGGAAAAUUCGCUGAUAUGGUCUCAUGGGAGUUACGGGCACGGAAGGUCGGCGAAUCGCAUGCAAAAAUGAUUUUGCGUGUCAGCACCAAAGACUUCACCAAACAAGAAGCUCUGGCAUUGUGUGAAAAGCUCGUCCAUGCGAAGAAGGUUUGGCGAGACCCUACUCAACUGGAGUCCCCCAAGGUGGGUGCAACUCCAGCCCUCAUCAAUUCACUCUGCAAAGCGGCGGUGCUCAGUCUUUUCCCGCACAAGCCAUUUCGAAUCGCAAAACCAGCUUUGACCCUCACAGAAGGCACUUGGUACUGGCUGGUGGUCUUGCCAUUCGUCGAUGUGGUCACGCACAAGCUCCAAAGUUUCAAGUGGAGAAUUCCAGUCAAGAAGCUGGAUUCGUCGAUCAAACCGAUUCCAGCAACGGAAAACGUUGUUUUCACAGUGAACCACGACCUCGCUUUGUAUAAGAGCAUUGGAGAUAUCCAGUCCGCGCCUGAGGCUACGAUACCGAAUGCGGACACAGCUUUGGCAACCUCAGCAUCCCGGACAUAUCAAUUUACUUGUCAUGCCGUGUCAACUUGGCUGCGGAAUCGGUCCCUUCUCCAGAGCUACGUCGAUACACAGCAGUUCAAGACGGAGAUCUUUGAGCUUUACUCUCCUUCCAACUGCACCACACGUGCCAAGAGACUCAUCCUCGGCGAGAAUGGUACGACCCAACUGUUCCGCCUGCGAGCAUGCAUCUUCGAUGUUCGCAUCAUACCUGGCGACCGGGUGUUGAUGGACCUACCUGGGCUCCCAUCCCUCAGAAUCAACUCGAGGAACAUGGGUUGGGCAGAGCCUAUCGGGGAUGCCGCCAUCAAUACCUGGCUAAAUACAAGCGACAUUCUGGCAGUGUGGCAGGCCAUGGCAAGAGACGUCGACAAUGCCAACGACCAAAUCUUUCGUGAUCAAGAGGCUCCAAAUAGCAUCCGUAUGGCUAUCGGGCGUGUUCAGGAGGUUGAACAUCGAUUCAUCAAUCAAUCUGGCACUGCGUACAUCAACGCAUACUCGGGGAUGCUGGUGCGGCCGCCAGUCUGCAGAAGCCAUCCGUUGAACCUUAGCAUCGACGCCAUCUUUCCUCUCGCAUUGGAUGCCACCGGUGCUCCUGGCUCGCAUGUGUCUGGAAACAUCGAAGUCAUUCCCUUCGCCCUAAACAUGUGCAAGCACACUCACUUGCCAAUUUUUCUCCAAGAAUUGGGGAAGUAUUACCGGCAGUGGAUUGCUUCCGUACCGUUUUACCAGUCCGGAGUGCCGACUGUGCGAAACGCUGUUGCGAUGCUGCAAGAGAAACUUGUUCACGACUGUCGUCGCUUCACCGACCUGAAGCUGAAAGUUCCUUGGUCCAAAGCUUCCAGGUUAAGGUUUGAGUUGAGCCCCGAACAGAUGAGAUAUCUCCGGGAUGAGUGGGUCUCAGGCAAGCCGCACCCGGGAGAUGACACCGUUGGAGAUGUCAAGGCCAUUGUUAAAGAAAUCGAGGACUGGACAGGAGUCGAUCUUAUCAAGUCUGAAGACGGUUGUGCUUACUUUGCACACGUUGACACUUUGCCCCGCGAUUGGAGUUGGGAAACUUGUGGACGCCUGAUGACUGAGAGAUAUUGGCGGAUGCGGAAUGGAUGCAACAAGAAGCACAAUACUGUGGACACCUCGACCACCCUCUAUCUAGAGUGUGUGUACCAGGCUUGCGUGAACAUCAUGGUCGUUCAAAAUUCGGAUCCAGAUCGCAGGGCCAAAGCCGAAGCCCAGGCCCAAUACGGGGAAUUUCUCGGCCUCCCGCUGGCGGUUGAAUACCACAAUCCAUUGAACUUUGCGCAUCUUUAUCCAGAUAUCAAGGAGAUGGUCGCGGAAAUCAAUAUUCCGCUGGAGUAUGCAAAUGAAAAUCUAGAGUUGGGGCCUUUUGAUGCUAGGUUGAGCCUUGGCAACGUGGUGGACAAUGGAGAAGAUGAGGACAAGGAAGGAAUUGAGGAUGAUAUGGACUGGAUGGCAAGCGAUGGGGAUGAGGAUGAGAUGGAGGAUUAA